AUGAGGCGGUGUCGCGUGCGCAGCGCUGCCGCCCGGCAGCCCCAGAGUCGCGGGUUCGCGCCCGCCCGUGCAAGCGUCCUAGCGCGCCGGCUGCCGUGCCGCGCGCGCAUUCACCUCCUUGCCAGAGGAGCCGCCCUGGGCGAGUGCCCGGCCCCAGCGAUCCUGUUCAGGAGGCAGUGGAAAGCGCAGAGGCAGCAGGAGGGAAGAUGUCUCUACGUGAUCCUGCUGAUGGCCCUCUUCCUGUGGAUCCUGCCGUCUAACAAAGUUUGCCCGCAGUAUUUCCUAGACACCAACUUCCUCUUUCUCAGUGGCCUCAUCAUGGCAUCUGCCAUCGAGGAGUGGAACCUCCACCGCAGGAUUGCCCUCCGCGUCCUCAUGCUAGUGGGCGUCCAGCCCGCCAGACUAAUUUUAGGAAUGAUGUUGACAACGUCUUUCCUGUCCAUGUGGUUAAGUAAUACUGCCUCCACUGCUAUGAUGCUUCCAAUUGCAAAUGCAAUUUUGAAAAGCCUCUUUGGGGAGAAAGCCACAUCUAAAGAUCUGAACAGGGAAAAUGAAGAAAACCAAGGUAACUGAGAGAGGGCAAUAGUAGAAGCAAUCUGAGGUCUUCACUGGUGCCAGCAAAUUUG
Tinamus guttatus (white-throated tinamou) is the source of this 626-nucleotide messenger RNA. Lineage: Eukaryota; Metazoa; Chordata; Aves; Tinamiformes; Tinamidae. The record is from RefSeq and is a predicted model, not a curated record.